Messenger RNA from Heterobasidion irregulare TC 32-1, 741 nucleotides. RefSeq lists its product as uncharacterized. The coding region runs from base 1 to 741 and encodes 246 amino acids. Lineage: Eukaryota; Fungi; Basidiomycota; Agaricomycetes; Russulales; Bondarzewiaceae. The record is from RefSeq and is a predicted model, not a curated record. Gene Ontology annotation, cellular component: Set1C/COMPASS complex. The transcript is spliced from 2 exons. Gene Ontology annotation, molecular function: chromatin binding; protein binding.
AUGUCUUCAUCUAUGGACCACACCGUGCGACUGUGGGACCUCCGAGCUCCGACAUGUCGCGGUCUGCUUAACCUUCCGGCACCCUCCAUAGUUGCCUAUGACAGUAGUGGUGUCGUCUUCGCCAUUGCUGUCAACCACUACUCCCGUAUCCUUCUCUACGAUCACGCCAACUUUGACAAGGCACCGUUUCUUACCAUUACUCUGGAGGAUCCGACGCUUUCGCUCGUCAGCUAUCCGCCACGCGCCAUCUAUAUCACAUCUAUGGCGUUCUCAAGCAGCGGCAAGUACCUUUUGAUUGGCUGCUCUGGAGAUGCGCACUAUGUGAUGGAUGCGUUUGAGGGUCACCUGCUUGCGAAGCUAGAAGGGCAUGUGGGGCUUGAACGGAGGCGAUUAGAUGCCCCACAGGGCAUUGAGCCCCAACGAGGAUGCAGUGGCGAGGAGGUGUCGUGGACACCUGAUAGCAACUACGUAUUAGGCGGUAGCUUGGAUGGACGGGUAUGCGUUUGGGACUUGCAGAAUUUGCAGACAAAGACCGGCGCCAUUGAUUUGAAGGCACCACCGUUGCGAUUGCAGCCUAUCGCAAAGAUGGAUGGACAUCCUAGCCCUUCUCGGUGUCUCAAGUUCAACCCUCGACUGGCAAUGAUGUGUACUGCGGGUGCCGAACUAGCGUUUUGGCUACCAGACCAGUCUGCGGAUGUGGACGAGGUGGCAAAGGAAUUGCUUAAAAAGCCUCCUACCUGA